GUGUACCAGACACAAGAUUGUACACCAGAACAGGGGGAUACAGGCUUCAUCAAACCUUAUAUAGGAAGAAACAGUAUCCAGGAUACACAGGCAGUCGAUCAUGGCUAUGUCUGCUGAAGCUUAUCAAGAAUUGGAAACAGCCACUUGCCUCCUGAGUGGGUCCUCAUCUCUUGCCUCUCGACUAGGCCGUGUGUGCUUAGCUGUACUCUUUUGUGCUCGGUUUGGAAUUUUAAUAGUUGGAUAUCGGACAGUAUGGGAGGAGGAAGAGAAGAACUUCCAUUGUAACACCUCAAACCUCCUGUGUAGGCCAAUCUGCUUUGAUGAGUUCUCCCCAAUCUCCUCAUUCAACAUUUUCUCUUUACAUCUGGUGGUACUGCUUACUCACUCUAUGUGUGUAAUCUACUUCAGUAGCUCAGCCUACCAAGUAAAGGAAGGAUGGCUGCAUUCUCAACUCAGGAGAAAGUCUGUUCAAACGAAAUUACACAUAAUCGUGCUGAUAAGCAGGAUACUUAUUGAGGGCCUUUUCAUUUUUACCUUCUAUAAAGUAACAGAUGGAUUUGCGCACAGGAGGACAACGCGGUGCGAAACAACACUCUGUGAACCGUUUGUCAUCUGCACAGAUUUAAAUGCAUUUCUUAAGAAUAUCCUUAGCUUGUGCCACUGUGCAGCCUCUGCAGCCAGUGCCAUGAUCUGCUUCAAGGAGUUACUAACCUGCCUGCCGGCUGUCCAGAACGUAAAGAGGCCCCUAGCUGGUCAGUCACAAACCAAGAAGCUGCACUUCUAGCAAUGUUAAAUGAGAAAUGAAGCCAUUUUUUUUAGUUUUGG
Molecule: messenger RNA, 825 nt
Organism: Nanorana parkeri
Lineage: Eukaryota; Metazoa; Chordata; Amphibia; Anura; Dicroglossidae
Product: gap junction beta-1 protein-like
Exons: 2
Coding region: 101-784 (227 amino acids)
Biological process (GO): cell communication
Cellular component (GO): connexin complex
Source: RefSeq, a predicted model, not a curated record